GUGGUGGUGGUGGUGGUGAUGGGAGCGAGCCUGGCCGUGACGCCUGCCGACGGCGCUGCGGUUGAGCUCCACCUUGCGGCUUACAACGCGCAGGUGUGGGGCGUGACCAAAGCCGGCAAGGCCGAGGUGGUAGAGCGGACGGUGGCCAUUAUCCGACGGUACCACAUGGUGUUUUUCCAGGAGAUCCGCGAUGCAUCGCAGACAGCCAUCUUUGUCCUGCUCGACGCGGUCAAUGCCGCCGUCGCCGCUGAUGGCCGAGAGUAUCACUACGACAUGCUGCUCUCGCCGAGACUGGGUCGGACAUCGUCCAAAGAGCAGUAUGCGUACAUCUUCCGCAACAACUCGGUGGUGGUCGACUCUGCCGGGGUCUUUGACGAGAGCCUCCUCUCGCACGCCGAUGUCUUUGAGCGCGAGCCGUACCUGGCGUCGUUCCGGGUUCUCGGCGCGGCGGCGAGUGCGCCGCUCCUCGACUUUGUCGGCAUCCACGUCAAGCCAUCCGACGCCAUCUUUGAGCUCGGCAACAUGUCUGCCGUCCUUGACACCCGCCCACGCCCAGCCAUUGUGCUCGGCGACCUCAACGCCGAUUGCUCGUACCUCUCGGUCGCCGAGGCCACUUGCUGCGUCCCACUCUACGCCGAUCCUGACUACACUUGGCUCAUCGAUUGGUCGGUCGACACCACCGUCAAGUCGACGCAUUGCGCCUACGACCGCUUCAUCCUCCCGGCGCCCUAUCUCCCUUUCCUCCGCCCGGGAUCCGCCGUUCCUUUCGACUUUGCUGCCGCCUUCGGCCUCGACGCUGCUGCGGCCGAAGACGUCUCUGAUCACUACCCCAUCGAGCUUGUCCUCGACUACCCGGCUGCUGAGGCCGUGCCGCCCGGGCCACCCCCACCGCCACCACCAUCGCCCACAGCGCUCCCGCCUCCACCUGCCUCAACCACCACCCCCGCCUCGACUUCUAUAUCGAAUGGCACAGUGCCUGCUCCGUCACCGUCGCCGCUUGUCACCUCGUCAGGCGCUGUCGUCAUUGCCGCCGCUAUCGGCGUCGGCUGCGUCAUCGUCACCGCCGCCGUUGUCGUCUUUAUCCUCCAUCGCAAGAACCGGCUCUGCUUCGCCAUUCCCAAUUACGACCUUGACACCAUGCUCGACGCCUACGGCCCAUCUGCCAGCGAGCCGUAG
Thecamonas trahens ATCC 50062 is the source of this 1176-nucleotide messenger RNA. RefSeq names its product deoxyribonuclease-1. The transcript has a single exon. NCBI's taxonomy places the organism in Eukaryota, Apusomonadida, Apusomonadidae. Gene Ontology annotation, biological process: DNA catabolic process. Gene Ontology annotation, cellular component: nucleus. Bases 19 to 1176 code for a protein of 385 amino acids. Gene Ontology annotation, molecular function: DNA nuclease activity. The record is from RefSeq and is a predicted model, not a curated record.